GAACCGGAAUUCAACAGGCGCGAGGCAGCAAGCAGGAGACAGGUCUACGGGGGCUCAGAGGGAACACUCUUCUAGAAAAAGUAACAUCCUUGCAACCUACCAUUAGCGGGAUUCGCUAUUUAACGGCGGCGCAUUGCCAUUGGACGCAAGGAGGGGUUGGACUUGAACCCCCUCACCCCCACCCUCCUCCCAUCAGCACCGACUUGUUACUGGAGGAGAGCGAGCGCGCGCGGACACACAGUCGCUCCUCGUUGCGCGCUGGUGAUGGAUCAGGACGCAGCGCUUCUCCCCGUCUGCCGCGGACGCGCUGCGCUCUGGGGCGCAUAAGGAAAAACCUCCAGGUGUCCAAAUGAACCGCCGCCCUCCCGGCUCCUCUGGCGUGCAAUGGCUUAACAGGAGAGACAUGAAACUCCGCACGGAGGACUUCACCGCGGAGCAGUGCCUGGAGGCCAUCGAGAUCGUUUGGGAACUUUGCCGGGCGGAACACGUCAACCGGGACAAAUGCAGGGACGUGUUUCCUCUGGGGAGCAGCAUUCCAGGUAGAGGACACGCAGUAGACAUCUCGAUCAGUCUCCUUGCUGUGGUGGUGGGUUUCUGUGGCCUCGCCCUGUUGGCAGUGUCUCUCUUUGUCUUUUGGAAGCUGUGUUGGCCCAUUUGGAGGAGCAAAGCUCUGCCGGCCCACUGCGAGAAUGGCCUGCGCGUGGGCUUCGAGGUGCCUGCCACCAGAUCCCCUCCCAUCACUGAGUAUAAAGCGGCGGAGCUGGAGAAGAAGAAGCCGCUGGAGGUGAAAGUGAACGGGCGGAGCUCGGUGAAGAUUCUGGAGGCGGCCAUGAAGAUCAGCCAGACUUCUCCAGACAUCCCCGCUGAGGUGCAAACAGCCCUGAGGGAGAAGAUCAGCCCUCCGCCUCCAAAAAUCCAGAGGCAGACCACGGAGCCAACGUCCUCCUCCAGGCACAAUUCAUUCCGGCGCCACUUGCCUCGUCAGAAAAAUGUCACAAGUGUCGACUUCAGCAUGGACGUCGUGCCUCUGCGCCAGUCCUCCACGGUGAGCAUCGGAAGAAUCAAACCAGAACUCUACAAGCAGAAGUCUGUGGAUUCUGAGGACGAGUCCAGAGGGCCCGUCGAGACUUGUGGAAAGCUCAGCUUCUCCCUGCGUUACGACUACGAGGAGCAAGCUCUGGUGGUGAAAAUCCUUAAAGCUUUAGACCUUCCAGCUAAAGACUUCACCGGCACCUCCGAUCCGUACGUGAAGAUCUACCUGCUGCCUGAGCGCAAGAAAAAGUUCCAGACACGAGUUCACCGCAAGAAUCUGAACCCCACGUUUGAUGAAACCUUCAGUUUUCCCGUGGCCUACGAUGAGCUCUGCAAUCGAAAGCUGCACUUCAGCGUCUACGACUUCGACAGAUUCACCAGCCAUGAUAUGAUUGGUGAGGUGGUGGUCGACAACCUCUUUGAACUCUCUGAUCUUUCAAGAGAAGCAGUUGUGUGGAAGGAUAUUCAUGCAGCAACGACGGAGAGCGUGGACUUGGGGGAGAUCAUGUACUCGCUGUGCUACCUCCCCACAGCAGGGAGGAUGACCCUGACUGUCAUCAAAUGCAGAAACCUCAAAGCCAUGGACAUCACAGGCUCCUCAGAUCCGUACGUCAAAGUUUACCUGGUGUGCGAUGGGCGGAGACUGAAGAAGCGGAAAACGACCACUAAGAAGAGCACUCUUAAUCCCGUCUUUAACGAGGCCAUAAUCUUUGACAUUCCUCCGGAGAACGUGGAACAAGUCAGUCUGUCCAUCAUGGUGAUGGAUUAUGACCGAGUUGGACACAAUGAGGUGAUCGGCGUGUGUCGAGCCGGGCCAGACGCAGUGGGCCUUGGACGGGAUCACUGGAACGAAAUGUUGGCCUACCCGCGUAAACCCAUCACACACUGGCACGCUCUGGGGGAGUGGCCUGGAAGAGCAGCAAGUUUUGAAAGUCAAGGUUCGUGUUCUUCUCCCAAACCUCCAAAGACUCCCUGACAAAGGCUGAUCAAGUCACAGCAUCACUGUAAGAAACCACACAUUUGCUGCUGAGGGAGCUGUGGCGUCGAACAGUCUCCAGAGCAUGUUAUGUGGAAACCGGUUUCCUUCUGAUCGGUUUCCUUUUAGGUCCUGGGGAAAUGUAAUUUAGUCGUUUGAAUGCAAGUUCUCCAAAUGCUCUUCAGAGCGGGCUAUGCACAGCACAUCAACAGUCUGAUGAGGUUCUAUUAGCCAAACAUCCACAUAGAUGUCAUGAAUGACGCGCCUCAAUUUAAGUCGUCCUCCACGAUUCAUUUGAAACCAUCUCAAGUUGCUUUUGCCCUAAUAGCUCUUUAGUAUCUAAAUGUGACAAAAAUUAAACGGCUGUGCUGUAAGAUUCCAUAUUAAACAGAUCAAACAAGUCAACAUCUGGCUUUUAGUUGACAACUGAGGACUGAGUAAAUCUUAGAAAAAGCAUCAGUAGGAAACAUGCCGCGAAGAACGCUCAGAGCAACAGUAGCAGACACGUGUAGUAACCAAACAGAGAGGUGUUUUAGCCUGACUGAAACCUAAAUGUGGAAAAUCCAGUAUUAGUUUGUACACAGAACUUUCAGUCAAUAAAAAAAACUAAUAGUCAAUUCUGCUUCUAGAAAUUUGGCUUCAGUUUUAGAGCAGGUGUCCUUCCUUAACCCCAAUGGGCUCAUGAAACCACUAGAAAGUGAUCCAUAUGGUUGGUGUGAUUUACAGCACCUGAUGAUCCCAGGUGGAUUCCCAUUCAAGAACAGGAGUAUCAACACUGCUUAAGCCUUAGUCACAAAAACUGCCCCUACAGGUGGAUAUGGGGUGUAUGCGGGCAAAAAAAAAUGGGCAAACCUGUCCCAGGAACCCAGGUGGCCAGUAUAAAAACUACUAGUCGUAGUGGACACUUCUACAGGGUGAAGUAGACAAGAACCAGGCGAAGGGUACAGAUUUUUAAUUCUUUCAACCCCUCAAAUUCCUUCCGACUGCUCAAGGAGCCCAUCGGUGUGUUCAGCCUGACUGUUAGAAAUAAGUUAGACAAUCAGAGGGUAGUUUUCGGGGUGUCCUAAUGCUUCACGUGUACAACCCAAUGCGUGAGACAUUUGCAGCGCCUUACUAAAAACUAUCCUUAUUGGAUAAACUCACCUGAUCCAGGUAAUCAGGAGCAGAUAAGGCGAAGUCUCAAGAAAACCUGCUGGUCCUCUAGGCCUGGAUUUGGACACCCCUGGACUAGAGUGUGGCAUCAGACCAACGGAUGAUAGUAUCACCCAACAGAAACUUAUGUUAGCCUUAAAAAUACUUCAUGAUACAGUUACUACACGUAUGACAUUUUCCAAAUGUUUGGCAAUUUAAAAGCAACUUGUUAAAUUCCUGAAAUUAUAGUCUAAAAGCGUCAUUGUGCUGCCCCCUACAGAUUGAAACGAGACAGUAAAGUUGAAUUUCAUGAUUCAUCAACUGUUUUAAGGCAUUUUAGAAGUGUCACGUCAUGCUAUGCAGCUCCUGAAUAAAAGCCCCACCCAUCGGUCACAGUGGCAAUGUCCGAUUUCCCUAACUACUAAAAAAAUUAUAAGUGUAGAACCAUCUAGUGCCCUGGAUUUUAGAAGAAAUUCAGACACCAUGCUCACUACUUUUUUUUUUUUUUUAAACGUAAAGUAUGACAUCACGGAUUCAUCACUGAUCACGUUAUGACAUCCAUUAAAAAUUCAAUUUAAACAUGUUUUUUCGCAAAAAUUGAUUAAACGCAAUGCAUUGUGGUCUAUAUUUGCCAAUUUAGUGAGCGUUGAUGCACCCUGGAUUGUCGCAGAGACUUCUGCGAUUUGGGAAUCGUAGUUUCGGACAGCUCUACUCUAGUGAACGCUCUCUAUGGUGCACUCUGUAGUGAAGGAAUUUGGACAUUGCUAGUUACUUGUAAUUCCCCAGCCCCGCCCCUUUAGCUAUUAGUAUUUAGUAGGGGUGUUUAUUGGCAAGAGUCUGGCGAUACGAUAAAUAUUCCAAUACAAUAAGUAUCAUGAUAUAUUCCAAGACUGAACCAGAAUGAUUUUUCACUCAUUUUAUUCCAAAGAAGCAUUUCCGUCGCAGUUUUGCAAAAAAUUUGACAAUUUUGAUACGUCUCAAAAACCACCUCACCCGAGAACAGAAACUUUUAUUUUUGAUAAAUGCAAGUUUUUUCUAAAUUUUUGUGUUUCUACAAGGCAAAUUUAUCAUCGCAAAUCCAAUUUGCGCAAUUUCAUAGUCAAUG
Messenger RNA from Oryzias melastigma (Indian medaka), 4244 nucleotides. RefSeq names its product synaptotagmin X (gene syt10). The transcript has 7 exons. Gene Ontology annotation, molecular function: clathrin binding; phosphatidylserine binding; syntaxin binding. NCBI's taxonomy places the organism in Eukaryota, Metazoa, Chordata, Actinopteri, Beloniformes, Adrianichthyidae. Bases 350 to 2008 code for a protein of 552 amino acids. Gene Ontology annotation, biological process: regulation of dopamine secretion; cellular response to calcium ion; regulation of calcium ion-dependent exocytosis. The record is from RefSeq and is a predicted model, not a curated record. Gene Ontology annotation, cellular component: membrane.